Messenger RNA from Struthio camelus australis, 1680 nucleotides. RefSeq names its product CCM2 scaffold protein (gene CCM2). Gene Ontology annotation, biological process: heart development; vasculogenesis. Lineage: Eukaryota; Metazoa; Chordata; Aves; Struthioniformes; Struthionidae. The record is from RefSeq and is a predicted model, not a curated record.
CUCUUCAGCGUGAUCUGGGAGGUUCAAGAGCCCCUGAAAACACAGUAGCAGCUUCUCUUUCACCUGGAGGUGUCUUUGGUGAGCCAUCGAAGGACCUGCACUAACAAGCUUUGCUUCUGCUCUCUCUAACUGGGUACCUACAUGGAGAACGAGCAGCCUGGAAUAGUGUCCCCUUUCAAACGAGUCUUCCUGAAGGGUGAGAAAGGUCGGGAUAAAAAGGCCCAGGAGAAGGUUACGGAAAGACGACCUCUUCAUACAGUCGUGGUGUCCUUGCCUGAUCGCGUUGAACCAGACAUACUGUUGAAUGACUACAUUGAAAAAGAAGUGAAGUAUUUAGGCCAACUAACGUCCAUCCCAGGGUACCUGAAUCCCUCCAGCCGCACUGAAAUACUGCACCUGAUAGAUAAUGCAAAGAGAGCGCAUCAGCUCCCAGGACAGCUGACUCAAGAACACGAUGCUGUGAUCAGUCUGUCUGCCUAUAACAUCAAGCUGGUGUGGAGGGAUGGAGAAGACCUCAUCCUCAGGGUCCCCAUCCAUGACAUCGCAUCUGUUUCCUACAUCCGGGAUGACUCCUCUCACUUGGUAGUGCUGAAAACAGCUCAGGACCCCGGGAUCUCCCCAAGCCAGAGUCUUUGUGCCGAAAGCUCCAAGGCGCUUACUUCGGGCUCGCUGUCCGAGAGUGGGGUAGUACCUGUCGAAGCUUGCUGCUUGGUGGUCCUGGCUACGGAGAACAAAGUGACUGCAGAGGAGCUGUGCUCACUUCUCAGCCAAGUCUUCCAGAUUGUUUACACUGAGUCCACCAUAGACUUCUUAGAUAGAGCAAUAUUUGAUGGGGCGUCCACGCCGACGCGACACAUGUCCUUACACAGUGAUGACUCUUCUACAAAAGUGGACGUUAAAGAAUCUUACGAAACAGAAGCAAGCACUUUUUCCUUUCCAGAAACCUUGGAUGCAGGUGACAACUCCCCCUCUUCUUUCUCGACACAACAGUCUCCUCACAUUAAAACAGUCAGUGAGAGUGAGCUCAGCACCACAGCGACAGAGCUGCUCCAGGACUACAUGAUGACGCUACGAACGAAACUCUCUUCCCAAGAGAUCCAGCAGUUUGCAAUGCUCCUACAUGAGUAUCGCAAUGGGGCUUCGAUACAUGAGUUCUGCAUCAACUUGAAGCAGCUCUAUGGGGACAGUAGGAAGUUCCUGCUCUUAGGCCUUAGGCCGUUCAUUCCUGAGAAGGAUAGUCAACACUUUGAGAACUUCCUCGAAACCAUUGGGGUGAAAGACGGCCGGGGCAUUAUCACAGACAGUUUUGGGAGGUACAGGCGGACUCUGAGCACAACCUCCAAUUCCACGACCAACGGCAACGGAGCUGCCGGGAGCUCAGAUGACCAGUCUGUGCCCUCAGAAGAAGACGAGUGGGACCGAAUGAUCUCGCACAUCAGCAACGAUAUUGAAGCCCUCGGCUGCAGCAUGGACCGCGACUCCUCUUGAGAGCGAGCAGAGGGAGGAAGGAAGGAUGAGGCAGCUGCCUGCAAGGGCGCUCAGUCCGUCUCCCUUCUUCCCUCUUGGAAAGAGACUGCGGCAGCGUUUGCGCCGGUCUCCCUGCCCUUCGUUCUGGAAGGGGCGUCGCGGGAUGGAUCGGGCCGUCGUUACUCUCCCGUCCUCGUCAGCGGCUCCGCCGGC